This is a messenger RNA of Gordionus sp. m RMFG-2023, 2187 nucleotides long. Its product is annotated as heterogeneous nuclear ribonucleoprotein A1-like 3. Gene Ontology annotation, molecular function: mRNA 3'-UTR binding. The record is from RefSeq and is a predicted model, not a curated record. The coding region runs from base 62 to 901 and encodes 279 amino acids. Gene Ontology annotation, cellular component: catalytic step 2 spliceosome. NCBI's taxonomy places the organism in Eukaryota, Metazoa, Nematomorpha, Gordioida, Chordodea, Parachordodidae. Gene Ontology annotation, biological process: mRNA splicing, via spliceosome. The transcript is spliced from 6 exons.
UUUACACAAUUACACCAACCUAUUUCAAAAACAGUCGAUUUCCACUUUAUCAUGAAGAAAUAUGGAUGAUGAUCUGCAAAAGAUUUAUAUUGGAAGGUUGAGUUUAAACUCGACUGAACAAACGAUAAGAGAAUCAUUUUGUAAAUAUGGGAAUGUUAUAAAUAGUGUUGUUAUGAAAGAUAACAAACAUAAAUCUCGCGGCUUUGGUUUUGUUACCUUUGAUUGUAUAGAAACUGUGGAUAUUGCAAUGUCGGAUAGACCUCAUAAAGUGGAUAAUAAAGAAGUUGAUACCAAAAGAGCUGUUCCAAGACGACUUCAAGGUAAACCUGAUGCAUAUAUAACAGCCAGCAAAUUGUUUAUAGGCGGAAUUACGGAAAAUAUUAGUAAAAGUAUGCUAAAAGAAUACUUUGAACAAUUUGGGAAUGUUGUACUUGUGGAUAUAAAAAAAGAUUUAUUAGGUAGAUUUCGUGGCUUUGCUUUUGUCUUGUUUGAUGAUCAUGAUCCUGUUGAUAAAGCUUUAUUAUAUGAUUCUCAUAGCGUUGAUGAUUGCAAAAUAGAAAUAAGAAAAGCUUUGAACAAAAAUGAAUUAGUCUCAGUUAAUGGAAAAAUUGUAAGCCCCAUGAGAUCUAGUGAUUCACGAAAUAUACAUAACAUGAUGGGACAACAUUUUAAUUCAUUGCCAAUCACAAAUAAUGAUAUAACAACCUUUUCAGGGUUUUCAAAUUUAAACCAUGAAUUUACUCAAAUGCAAAAUAGUCAGCAACAAAGAUUUCAUCAAAAUACUUAUAUUCCAUCAAAUGAAAUAAUGUGGAAUACACAUAAUAACCAUAUAAAUGACAUGAAUUCAUCCUGUUCAAUUAAUAAAAAUUAUGAAGAAUUUAUAUAUAACUAUGGAAAUUAACUUGAUUGGUUUUUGUAAUUCCUUACAUCAUAAUACAAACCAGUUAUGUUUUUCUAAAAAUAGAAUUGUGUCAGAAACUCAAUUAAUUUAUAUAUGUUAAUUUCAAUGAAUUGUUUACAUAUCAGAUUAAUAUAGAAUCUCUAAAUUUGAAUUAUUCAUUUACAUUGUAAAUGCACACAAACUAAAAUUUAUACAAUAUCUCCAUUUAUUGUAAUUUUUAAAUAAUAUAAUUAAAAUUAUAAUUUCAUAUUAUAUUAAUCACCUUUAGAAAAAUUAUUUAUAUUCAGAUUUAUAAAAUAAAGAAAAAAUGCCAUUAAAAUUCACCACUUCAAACUAGUGCUGUAAAGUAAUGUCCUUACCUUAAAAACAUUUUUUCAUACUAUAAAUACUUUUUAAUUCAUAUCAACCACCAUUCCUUCAUUUUUAUUUUAAAUUCUCAUUGUUAAAUAUCAGUCAAAUGUUAAUCUAAUUAAUAUUCAAUCAAAAUUCAAGGUAAAUGUUAAUAGUGUAAAUAUAAUUUGUACAAUUAUAUAUUCAAAUUAUAUAACUAAAAUAAUAAGGAUACAAAAUGCUUGAUUUAUGCAUUGGGCAGGUUUUUGGACCAUAAAUACACCCUUAAAUUUUUAUUUACCCGCCCAUUAUUUAUAAAAAAUUUUAACCCAAGUCCACUAUUAUAAAAUUUAAUUAUAGCCAUUCUAUUAAUUUUUUAAGCAUCUAAUAAAAAAAUUUAAGCACUAUACUCUAUUAAAAGCAUAAAAAAAUAUGGAUAAUUUAUUUGAUUAAAUAAAAUAUUUAUGAAUAUAAAAUUUACCUUAGUUUAUAUAUAGUCAUAAAAUAUUUUUACAAGAGAAUUUUUAAUAAAAAAGAUAAGUUUGGAACAAAUAUGAAAUACAUUUUUAUUAGUUUAUAUAAAAUAAUAAAUUACUUGUAUAUACAUUAAUAUAAAAGCAUGGUAAUAAUUUAUUAAAAAGUAAGUAGAAAUAUAGAUUUUAUUCCUCUAUUAUAUAAAAUUGCUUACAAAUAACUAGGUAAAAUUCGACUUUUACAGACAUUUAACAGUUAGAGAAUAUAUUACAUUGCAUUCAAUUAUUUAACGCCAUCUAUUUAUUUUAAAUAAAAAAUGAUAUUAAAAAAUAAUCUUCAUAUUAUUUAUCUCACAAUGUCUUUAAAAGAUAUUUUCUGAUGUCCUUAUCAAUAUUUUAUAAUUUUCUGUAAAAUUCGCUAUAUUGGUAAAAAUUAUUUGAUUGUCCUAUGAUAAUUGAUAAAAUGUAAAUCAACGACAUAUA